AUGGGAUUGAAAAUUUCAAUUAGAUCAAGAUUAUUCGAAUUGAUUGAUGAACCAAAUAAUCAAUUAACCAUUCAAAAUGCUCAAGCAAUAUCAAGAAUUUGUAGAUUUGAUUUCCCAAUUGAAUGGCCAACUUUAAUUGAUGAAAUUGAACCAAUGUUACAAAAUUCAUUACAAGAAGAUAAUAGAGUUAAACUUCGUAAUAUAUUGGUUAUAUUAAAUCAAAUUAUCAAAAAUUUGGCAAUGGCCAAGAUUGGUAAGACUAGACCUGCUUUACAAUCAAAAAUCCCUAUAAUUAUACCACUAAUUGUCAAGAUUUAUAUUCAUUUUUUCAAUGAUUUCAUCCAAGAUUAUAACUUAGAUACUAUUGAAAUUUCAUAUAUGGCAUUGAAAAAUAUAAGAAGAAUUAUUGUUGAUGUUGUGGAAAUUCCAUAUCACUCUAAUGAAUUAAAAGAAUUUUUAGGAAUUACAGUGGAACAUUUAAAAAUUUUAAAUAAUUUUGAAGUUGAUGCUGAUCCUAUACAUAAAUUCAUGAGAUGUUAUAUUAAGAUAUAUCAUAAUCUAACAAAAAAUAAUCCAACAAACUUGAUACUUUUCCCAUCUUCCAAGGAUAUCUUGUAUACAUUAUUAGGAUAUAUUUAUGACAAAGCUGAAUAUUUACAUAAUUUGGAGAAAGAAGAUGAUACAGAAGAUGUUUAUGAAUUUAUUGUGAUUAAAUCAUUGUUGAUUUUCAAGCAAAUUAUAAAUUUCCUUUUCAAGAAAGGUGCUGUAUUAACAUUAAAAUCAAAAUCCAAUAAACAAGAAAUUGAAAAUGCAAUUCAAUUAUUAACAACAAAUUUCUUUACAGAAGAUAUGAUUAAAAAACUUACAGAUGUUUUAAUCAACUAUUAUAUCAAGAUUAAUAUAAUGGAAUUUAAAUUUGCAUGGAAUGAUGAUCCUGAAGAAUGGAUAAAUGAACAAUUGAAUGAAAAUUAUGAAUUUAAUUUAAGAAAAUGUUCAGAAAAUUUCUUCCAAGAUUUGAUAAAUCAUUUUAAAGAUUUAUUAAUACCAUAUGUCCUAAAUAAAGUGGAAAAUGAAAUCAAUUCAUUAGAUGAAUCCUCAAUGGAUAAUAUCUUAAUUAAAGAUUCAAUACUCACUAUUUUCCAAUUAAGUUCAAAUUCUAUUUCUGACGUGGUUGAUAUAAAUAAUUUAUUAACUCAAAUUUUCUUCCCAGAAGCAUUGAAGGAUGAUUCCAAAGAGAGAAAUAUUUUGAAAAGACGUGUUGGUAUCCUAAUAAAUGAAUGGUUAGGAUUAGGUGUUAUAAAUGAUGAAAAUAUGAUUAAAACUUAUGAAUUUUUAUUCAAAUUAUUAGAUCCAUCAACUCCAAAUAAUGAUACUGUUGUUAAAUUAACAGGUAUACAAGUCCUCAAAACAAUUUUAACAGAUUGGGAUUUUAAAAAGGAAUUAAUAAAACCAUAUUUACAAAAUUUUACAAAUGUGCUGGUUUCAUCAGUUGCACAAGUGGAAUAUACCGAGACAAAAUUAUUCAUAUUGGAUACAAUUUCUGAUUUGGUUUAUAGAACAAGUUCAUUAAUUUCUUUAGAAGAUCUUGGUCAACUUUUGGAAAUUGUUCCAAAAUUUUGGGAUUUGUCAAAUGAUAAUAAUCAAAUAAUUUUGAAAAAUAGUUUAUUAAGAAUCUUGAAAAAUUUAAUCAUUGCAUUAAACACAAACUCUCCUAAAACUUGGAACAUUGCAUUACCACUAAUAAAAGUUUGUUGUUCACCACAAUCGGAAUUUUAUACAUUACUUUCUGAAGAUGGGUAUGAAUUAUGGUUAUCAAUAUUACAACAUUUCCCACAAGAUUAUCAAGAUUCAACCAAUGCAUCAUUGAUUAAUGAAUUAUUAGAACUUUAUCCAAAUGCAUUAUUAAAUCAAACAGAAAUCUUACCAUUAAUUUUGGAAAUUUUUAGAAGUUAUACACUACUAACACCAAAUUUAAUCAUCCAAGAUGAAAUCCAACCAGUUAUUUUCCAAAUUUUGGAAAUUUUAGGAAAAUAUAUCCCAUCAAUGAGAGAUGAUUCAUUAGAUAUCCUUAUAUCAACAUUAGAAAUAAUUAUAUUACAAUCAUAUAAUAAUCCAAUUUUUUUUGAAAAAUUAUUGAAUUUAUUAAUGACAUCAGGAUUAUUACCAAAUAUCUUAUCAAUGAUUUUAGAUGAUGACCAAUCACCAAUCACUGUGGGUAAAUUAUUAUUAAUCAUUGCAAGAUUAUCAUUCUUAGAACCUACCAGUAUAAUUAAGAUUUUUGAAAUAUUAUUCCAAAAUGAUUUUGUUAAAACUAAGGAAAAUUUACGUAAAUCUAAUAAUAUUUGGUAUGCUAGAAUGGAUAACAAUAUUGGGAAUCCAAGAAACCGGAAAAUUCAUAUCUUAGGUUUAACUUCAUUAUUAAGAACAGGUAGGGAAGAAUUUUUUAAUGAUUUUAGUACAAUGAUUUCAUUAUGGAUUUCAUCAAUGGAAGAGAUUAAUGAAUCAAAAGGUGAUUGUGAAAAAUAUCAUUCAAAUUAUCUUUAUGAAUUUCAAUAUAAUGAUGAUUUAACAAUCCAAGAAAAUGGAGAAUAUCAAAGAUUUCAAAAUUUAUUGAAAUUGAAUGAUCCUGUCCAUAAUUUAAUCUUGAAAGAUUAUUUAAAAGAUACAAUGGGAUUAAUUAAACAAGCUAUUGGUGAUGAUAAUUUCUCAGCGUUAAUGGGUUCAUUAGAUAAGAAUCUUGUUGAAAAUUUUGAAUAUUUCUUGUAUCAGAUAAAUAACUAA
Messenger RNA from Hansenula ciferrii, 2781 nucleotides. It is a transcript of the gene KAP120, whose product is annotated as karyopherin KAP120. Gene Ontology annotation, biological process: protein import into nucleus. Gene Ontology annotation, cellular component: cytosol; nuclear envelope. NCBI's taxonomy places the organism in Eukaryota, Fungi, Ascomycota, Saccharomycetes, Phaffomycetales, Wickerhamomycetaceae. Bases 1 to 2781 code for a protein of 926 amino acids. The record is from RefSeq and is a predicted model, not a curated record. The transcript is spliced from 2 exons.